This is a messenger RNA of Xyrichtys novacula (pearly razorfish), 3198 nucleotides long. The record is from the annotation of a GenBank genome assembly. NCBI's taxonomy places the organism in Eukaryota, Metazoa, Chordata, Actinopteri, Labriformes, Labridae.
AGACUCAAGCAAAAAUCGCUCUUUCGGAAACAACUAUUCUUCAAACAGUGGAUUAUUGGAUUGUCUUCGUUGGAUUUUAGUGCCAGCAACGAGUAAGUGUCCAAGCUACUGUGGAAUCUUCUUAAGCUUUUAUUUUAGAGCUUACUUUUUUUCACAAACUUGUGAUCGGGACAGGGAGACGUUUCAGGAAAAUUGGUUUUAUGUUUGUAAUAGACUCAGUUUUGAUUCUGUGCAAUAAGUACGAGUAUAAACUAUAGUGACUUUUGUUUUGAACGCGUGCGAACAUACGACUUAAAAUUUACGCAUGUCCUCUCUGUUCACAGACCCCCGGAUAAAAGCACAAUGACUUUGAACAAGGGUGACAAGUUGCGGAACAUGGACAAGAGAAGAGGAAGCAUGCCUUUUCCUAUGAAUCUGCCGAACCUACACCGGAGAAGCAUGCCCGUGGACGACCGGGACCUGCGCGCCACGAUGCCACAGACGGGCCAAACAGACGAACUGUCCAACCUCCUGCGCUGCACAUCCUACUCCCCGAGCGAGCAGCACCGUGGCAGCUGUGCGUCCGACUCCUCCGACUCUGUCAUCUCCACCGGCAGCGAGACCGAGUCCCAGGUCUACAAGGUGGUUCUCCUCGGGGAGCACGGAGUCGGCAAGUCCAGCCUGGCGCGCGUCUUUGGAGGAGUUGAGGAUGCUGGUCACGACUGCGAUGAACCAGGUAAAUGAUGAUGCUGAGGAGGAUGAGUCAUCAACACUCGCAACCCCCACACACUCUUCGUAUGUUCAUUGUCCGGGAAGAUGCAUGUGAUAACUAAGGAUGUCAAAGGUCAAUCCACUCACUUACAAAAAUACACACAAUUAAUUAUGUAAUCAAGGGAGGGAUUGUUAAAAGGAUAAAGAUGCAGUUCUUCAAUAACUGUCACGAUAAGUUGAGCAGCUACUUUCUACUUUACACUACCUCAAAAGAAAUCCUUUAAAAAAUACUAAACAUCAAUAUCAUUUGCAGCUCUAUUAAACCUUUGGUUUUAUUGAUCCACUAGGACAUUACACAAUUAAUGAAGUCCAGCUGAUGGGAUAGAAAAACAAAUCGGGGUUCUUCUCUUUGCAUGAAAGUGGGUACAUAAAUUGAUUAUUGCUAUUUCCAUCUACAGGGAGCAACCAGUUCUGCUCUCAGCUCCAUAGCUGUCAGAAACACAUUCAGUAGCAUAAUGUGGGGGGGUGUAAAAGGCCACUGACUGCUGAGAUCAACUUUCUGCUUUAGUGUGUGAAGACUACAGCAAAAGACAGAAAUGUGCAGAAAUUAAUGUGAAGAAAAGCAAAAUUAUACACUGACAAAAAUAUAUUCUCUUGCUUACUUUUGUCAUUAACGUUAUUUUUCUUUUUCCCCCCUUAGGGAACACCUAUGACAGAUGUGUCCUUGUGGAUGAAGAAGAGGCAUCCAUCAUGUUAUAUGACAUCUGGGAACAGGUGAGUUGUACAUUACAUCAUUUAUGCAACCAAUUAAAGUGAUUCCAUACAUGAAAUUACUCAGAUCGGUAACAGAUGGGAUCAGACGAGCGUGAAGCUAAGAUUGGAAUGUGUUUUUCUCUUGCAGGAUAACAGCCAGUGGCUGAAGGAGCAGUGCAUGAGGAUGGGAGACGCCUACAUCAUCGUAUAUUCAGUGACAGACAAAUCAAGUUUUGAGAAGGCCUCAGAGCUUAGGAUUCAGCUGCGCCGGGCCAGGCAGUCAGAAAACAUUCCCAUAAUCCUUGUGGGCAACAAGAGUGACCUUGUGCGGUCGAGGGAGGUGUCUGUAGAUGGUAAGUCAGUGUUUUUAGCUAACUUUUGAACUGAAAUUAUAUGCCUAAAGUCUCAGAGCUACCCAGAUAAUAAAAAUGUUAAUCCUAGAGGCAGUAGGGUCUGUAGGAAAUGUACUUUAUUUAACAUUUGAAGCGUAGAAGCAUUUCCUGAGGCUUUUCACGAUCAAAUCUGAAGGAGUUGGUUCAGUCUGAUUAGCUAUGCAAAAGUCAGGCUCCAUUUCUCACUUGACUGAGCAGGCUCAGACUCAGGCCUAAAUCCAGAGUACAAUGCAAAACAAAGCAGUCUGGUGAAGAUCUAAAGUAAAAUCACUUCAUAAAUAAUUUAGUAGGGCUAAAAUUUGUUUUGUUUGUUUUAUAAUGAACAUCUUCAAAAGUACUAAUCUUUCAUCCUCUUCAUUUUCUGUCUCAUAGAGGGAAGUGCCUGUGCAGUCGUAUUUGAUUGCAAGUUCAUCGAGACAUCUGCCUCCCUUCAUCACAACGUGCAGGAUCUAUUUGAAGGCAUCGUCAGACAGAUCCGCUUGAGGAAAGACAGCAAGGAGGAAAAUGCACGGCGCAUGGCCAACUGCAGGCGCAGAGAAAGCAUCGGCAAGAAGGCCAAGCGGUUUCUAGGCCGCAUGGUCGCACGCAAGAACAAGAAGAUGGCUUUCAGGCAGAAAUCAAAGUCCUGUCAUGACCUGACAGUUCUCUGAGGAACGGGAACAGACGGGACAGACGGACAUUCUUUUCUUUGGCCUCUGAAGACCAGACGCUGUGUGUGUUUUAACACUAACCCUAAAAGACUAAUAGAGCUGUACAGGAAUAUAUUUUUAUUUUUUAGACACCUACCAAAAGCAAAGAGAGGACCUAAUUAAUAAGGGGAAUAUCAUUAUUGUGAUAAUGGGGAUAACCUGCAUGAAGCUUUGCAACCAUUUUAAUUUAUUUUAUUUCAUUUUUGUCUGCCUUAAACAUGUUGCUGUCAUAGUAUGAUCUGUUUGUAUGAGAAAAUCCACAACAGCUUUUUUUUUUUUUUUGUCUGGUGAGUUGCAAAGAUUGCCUUGUUGUUGGGUUACUUUUGAGCUCCUUUACUGGACAGGAUGGAUGUAUAUAAUAUUGCAUGAAUGAUGCUGAAAGCAACAUACAUCUCAUUAUUCUAAAAAGAUGCAGUAAAGGAUCACAGUGCUAGGUCAUCUGGAGUCAUAUUUACUUGAAGCGUGGUACGCAGGUUCGUGCUUCAGCCAAGUUACUGAGGACUAGACAAGAAUAAGAGAAAAUUUGUGUUGUUAUCUGUUUUUCCAUUACACUAAAUCCGGGUUGUGAAUGUAUGAGUAAAGCAAUAAGUUAUUUUAGUCUUGUGAACCAUGAAAUUAUUGGGGAAUUCUUUGUUUACGUUGAUUUCCUUUUCCAAUAAAAAAUGAAAACAAAA